Molecule: messenger RNA, 2151 nt
Organism: Rotaria socialis
Lineage: Eukaryota; Metazoa; Rotifera; Eurotatoria; Philodinida; Philodinidae
Source: the annotation of a GenBank genome assembly
AUGUACGCCAUUGUGGUAGUAUUACUCUUAUCUUUACCGGACAUCGUUUAUCCGCAGGCAUAUCAAACAAUUCCUCUUCGUUUCGAUGUAGCCAUUAAUCAGCUUCUUCAACGUCAUCGUUACACGCUUCACGAAAUUGACUAUGAAGCAUACAGUAUCACACCUGCUGAAAUGCUCGGACUUAACUUAGACUCCUCUAAUAGCAACAAAACAACCACAUGUGAACAAGACUUUGUAGUUUUAGUUAAAGCAGCUCUAAGACGUGAUUUAUGGGCCCUUAAAAUUUUCGAUUCAUGGGGUAAACCCUUACCGUCAGGUUUACUCAAAGGCAAUAUUUUGUGGACGGGCAAUUAUGAUGAGUGUCUCGAUCCAUUAUAUCAAGUAGCGAAUAAAACCUUCGUACAUCAACCGUUCGAUGGUCAAUACUGUGCUCUUUCUCUAAGUGAAACGACAUCUGAAGGUACAACGUCUUCUGCGCUUACUCUUGGUAUCUGUGUACCUGAAUCGUGUGAUCGCCAAUCAAUUUCUAUACUAGCUCGAAGUCUAUUCAAAAAAGAUAAUAUUACCGAAAAUACUCUUCUCUGUUCGAAUGAUGCUGCUAGUAAGCAAAAGAGUCUACCUCGUGGUGUAGUUGUCACAUGCCUUGUUCUCUCGCUACUCGGUCUCCUCGUGCUAAUUGGUACCAUCGUCGAUCUUCUUACUUCUCGUCUUAAAUCAGUCACUCAUGUGGCACCGCAUAUAAAUGGAUAUGACUGCAUGUCCAGUAUCAGAUCGACUGACGGUAAAUCAAGUGUAGUACCACAGCAUGCACGCUUUUCCAUUCAAGCUCUAUUGGAUGCAGCACCUCGAUCAGCAUUCAUUACUCAAUUUUCGGCAAUACGUACCAUACGACGCAUUUUUACCAUGACAAAAAACGACAAUGAAAAUUCACUUGCUUUCAUCCAUGGUCUUCGUGUACUUUCACUUUUCUGGGUGAUUCUGGGCCAUUCAAUUCUGUUUAAUUUAUUCUACACAAACAAUCCAGUCGAUGUACUCGCUUGGUCUCAGAACGUGGCAUUUCAAUUUAUUACUAGUGGUAUAUUGAGUGUAGAUACUUUCUUUGUUCUCAGUGGUUUUUUGACAACAAUUAUCUUCGUUCGAGCAGCCACUAAAGAAAAAUUUUCAUUCCGUCUUUUCAUUCUUUAUUAUGUUCACCGAUAUAUUCGACUUACGCCGACGUUUCUUCUUAUUAUUCUUGUCAGUAUUAACUUGACGCCAUUUUUUGGUCGUGGGCCUAUCUUUCCAGUUGUGCAAGGAUUUGAAUCGGACGGUUGUAGGCACCGUGGAUGGUGGACAGAUAUUUUUUAUGUUGGCAAUUUAGUUCAUUCCAAUGAUAUGUGUCUAGGUAUUUCAUGGUAUCUUCAUAAUGAUAUGCAGUUUCAUUGGAUUGCACCGCUUGCACUUAUUCCAUUCGUCAUUGGUCGAAAGCCGAUUGGAUACGUGGUUGCCAUUCUAUUUGUUCUUGUCGGCAUGGGUUCUAUUUUAGGUACUCUUCUUUAUUAUCCAAGUAUGUCAUUGAAUCUGCUUACAGACGCCACGAACAUAGAUGGUCCUAGUUUCUUCAACAAGGUCUAUAUUGCACCAUGGUGCCGUAUUUCAGCGUAUGCUAUUGGACUUCUCACUGGUUUUACUGUUGUCAACGUUGGUCGCUCGUAUCAUUCUAAUACCUAUACUAAAAUAUUUGGAAGUAUUCUAGCGAUUGUAGUUGGUCUGACCUGUGUCUUUGUGAUGUAUCUCGAUUAUGUUCUCGCACCAGGUCUCAGUCGAUCAGCGCUCAUUACGUAUCAAAUACUUUCGCGUCCAUGUUGGGCAUUAGUGAUUGGAUGGAUUCUCUUUUUGUGUAGUACAAAUCAAGGUGGAAUAGUCAAUACAAUUCUUUCAUGGCCAAUAUGGGCUCCUCUAGCUCGUCUUAACUAUGCUGCUUAUCUCAUCCAUUUGACUGUUCUACUAACAACUAUAUACAAUCAAACAAAUCCUAUUUACAAUCAGGCAUAUAUGGUUCUUAACACUUACGUUUCAAAUAUAUUCUUCACUUAUGUUACGGCUAUCGUUGUAGUGAUAUUUUUCGAAAAUCCGUUUUUUGUUCUUGAAAAAUAUCUCUUCAAACGUUAG